Molecule: messenger RNA, 666 nt
Organism: Phytophthora infestans T30-4
Lineage: Eukaryota; Oomycota; Peronosporomycetes; Peronosporales; Peronosporaceae
Exons: 1
Coding region: 1-642 (213 amino acids)
Molecular function (GO): acid phosphatase activity
Source: RefSeq, a predicted model, not a curated record
AUGCCGAAAGACCUCGCACCGGAUAAAAACCGCUCUACUGAGGGCAAAGACCCCGAAUUCGCUGCUCGGGUCUUUCGUAAAUGGACCUACAUUCCGCAACUCGUGGUCUUUGACCUCGACUUCACUAUGUGGUUCCCGGCCAUGGAUGAGUUGCACAACGAAAAGAUCACCAAGGACCCCAUCACGGGUGACGUCACUGAUGCCAUUGGCUGGCAAGUCCACUUCUACCCGGAGAUUCACGCAGUGCUGAGUGUAUUGAAGACGGACCCUCAGUUCCGUAACACGAAGAUCGGCGUGGCGUCACGUAUGGAAGAGAUUGAGACAGCGAAGAAGGUUCUGGGUCUGAUGGACGUGACGCUGCGUGGUAAAGACGUCGAGCAAAUGAUCAAGAAGACGCUGGAAGACAUCGCAGACUUCGUCACCAUCUUCCCAGGCAGCAAAACGACGCAUUUCAAGCAGCUGAAGGAGCAGAGCGGCAUCGCGUUUGAAGACAUGCUGUUCAAUGACGACGAUUUGGAGAACGUGCACGACGUGAGUGCACUGGGCGUGGUGUGCUCGUAUUGCCCCGAAGGUCUUACAGUAGCGUCGUGGCUACAGGGUAUGGAGGAUUUCCAGUUGGCCAAGAUGCAGCAGAGCGCGUAGGUACAUGUAGAAGAACACGCAGCA